This is a messenger RNA of Alosa sapidissima (American shad), 1604 nucleotides long. RefSeq names its product sodium/bile acid cotransporter 7-like. NCBI's taxonomy places the organism in Eukaryota, Metazoa, Chordata, Actinopteri, Clupeiformes, Clupeidae. The coding region runs from base 128 to 1141 and encodes 337 amino acids. The transcript has 13 exons. Gene Ontology annotation, cellular component: plasma membrane. The record is from RefSeq and is a predicted model, not a curated record.
UACGCGUAUGUGUCAGGAAGUGGGGGAGCAACUGGGGCUUCAGUUGAGAAGAGAAAAAGCUCUCUGUGUCCUGACUCCUGGGCACUACAGGGAGGCACUGGCAGGGAGCUGAAGGGUGCUUCUUGCUAUGGGUUUGCUUGCGCGGAUACGCAAGGAAUGGUUUAUAAUCGGGAUUGUUGUGGCAAUCGCCUGCGCUAGACUAGAGCCAUCCGUCGGGGUGAAAGGAGGUCCUCUUCAUCCAGAGAUCACAGUGUCUUAUAUUGCUGUCUCAGCCAUCUUUCUGAACAGUGGUCUGUCACUGAAAACAGAGGAGUUAGCGUCAGCUCUGCUACAUGUGCGGUUGCACUUGUUUGUUCAGUGCUUCACCCUGAUCUUUUUCCCAUUAUGCAUCUGGGUAUUGGUCCAUGUCCUGGAGCUCACAUCAAUGAACCAAUGGCUGCUGAGAGGGCUGCAGACAGUCGGGUGUAUGCCCCCACCAGUAUCCUCUGCUGUCAUCCUAACCAAAGCUGUUGGAGGAAAUGAGGCUGCUGCCAUCUUCAACUCUGCCUUUGGUAGUUUCUUGGGCAUCGUAGUGACACCUGCACUGCUGCUCCUGUUUCUGGGCUCGUCCUCUGCGGUGCCAUUUUCCUCCAUCUUCUCCCAGCUCUUCAUGACUGUCGUCGUUCCUCUGCUCAUUGGGCAGGUGCUGCGGCGCUGGCUGAAGGAGUGGCUGGAGCGGGCCAGGCCUCCGUUUGGCGCUGUGAGCAGCGCUGUGCUCCUGCUCAUCAUCUACAGCACCUUCUGUGAGAGCUUCAGCCGGCCCAACACACAGAUUGACCACAUCAGCCUGCUGCUGCUCUGCUUCAUCGUGUUCUCGGUGCAGCUGAGUUUCAUGCUCCUGACGUUUGUCAUCACCUCCAGGCCAGCCUCGGGAUUCACUCCUGCUGAUACUGUGGCCGUUAUCUUCUGUGCUACUCACAAAUCCCUCACACUGGGUAUCCCCAUGCUGAAGAUAGUGUUUGCGGGAGAUGAGAACCUGUCUCUGGUGUCGGUGCCACUGCUGGUCUACCACCCAGCUCAGAUCCUGCUAGGCAGCGUGCUGGUGCCCACCAUUAGAGCCUGGAUGAACAGUCGGCAGAAGUCUCCUCUCUUAAUUCAGUAGGGUUGAGAUGCUUGCUGUGAGUGAGUAAAAAACGGACUAUGAUGGCUUUGAAGCUUACGAGCCUGCAGCCCAUCUGAUGUUCUUUGUGACCUCCCAAAGUGGAAGUGCCUUAAUGUCAUGGCGACACGCUGAAUAAGACAACUCUGAUGAUUCCAUGACUUUUUGUACUUGCAAGAAUGUAGUUUAUUUUUUUACUUGAGAUGAGCCAUUCCUUACACUACUGUUACACCAACAUACACAUCAGACUCUGUCUCGCACUUAGACAAAUGCUCUCUCUAUCUCUCUCUCUGUGUCCACAUAACCAUCUAGACUCCGUGUGGCAUGGUGUUACUGAAACCUCUAUCUAUCUUAUUCGUACAACACACGCUCUUACACGCAUACACACUCACAUACACUUACAAGGAUGUGAAGAAUGACAUUUUUACUGCCCUGUUUUUGGAGUAAAAUUUGUUAUGAACUCAGA